GACAUUAGUGAGCAGCUACUCGGCAGGAAGACCGCCGCUGCUGCUGUCACUGGGAGGACUGGGAACACUGGAGCUCUGUGGUUUUUCUCCUCGGUGGUUUUUCUCCCAUUCCGGUCUCGGUCUGAGGAUUGUUCUGGUUCCUGGUCUGGGUGGUUCGGUGGCUUAUGUCGGCCCCGGAGAGCCAAGCAGCUCGGAGACUUCGUGUCGCCUGAUUCCGUCAGAGGAGAUCCGACACCGAGCACCGAGCCGAGAUUUAUCCGCCCCGAGGAGCGUCUAAACGGGGGACGAGUGGAGGAUUUACCCCGGGAUUUAACGGAGCCUGGAGCCGCGCUAACGGUGCAUUUUUACUGGUGGGAAACAGGUGGCCCUGGAUCCCCAUGUGGCCCCCUUCUUGGCUCAAUGUGGCCUUCUAGUCUUAAUGCUUGAGCCAACCCACUGAGCCGUGAGGACAAACCGCGCCAAGGAGCCGAGGAGGAGGAGGAGUAGGAAGGACCCCGGUGGAUUAUAAGGAGGAUUUGGGGGAUCUUUCAUUAAAGGGAUUACCUGUCAGAGUGGGUGGAGCUUCCAUCAUAGGGAUUACCUGUCAUAGUGAGCGGUGCAUGCUUGCCGUGGUCGUUCUCUCUUUGAGCUUCGUGUUGUUUCAGGGGCGGAGCUGAAGAAUGAAGCAUAAACUGAAUGCACUCAGACCCUGGGGCCCCGCCCUCCCCAGGACUACUUCCCUGCUGCUGGGCUUUCUGCUGGCAGCGGCGGGGCUCCUCCCCCCUGCGGCGGCAGUGUUAAGUGAAGAGGCAGAGCUGGAGGUGAUGGGGGGUAUGGAGUUACUGGAAGCAGGGGAGGGGGAGGGCGUGGCCAGGGAGCUAGAGGCGUCAAUGACAUCAUCGCUGCUGCAGGAUUUCCAGGAAGUGACCGAGGGGCUGCGGGCCAUGGAGGCUAUCACCGUGGAAACCAUGGAGAGGGUGGUGUCUCAGCAAAACACUGCGCCCACCGCCUUCCCUGACUCAUCGGCGGUGGUGGGGCGGGUCUUUAAGAUGAAGGUGCCCAACAAGAAGGAGGAUGUUUACCUAGGUGACAUCAUCAAGAUCACAGAGGCGGGCCAGGACUCGCUCCCAUCCUGGCUGCACUGGGACGCUUCCAGCAGGAUCCUUCAGGGUUUACCAUUAGAGGAGGACAAAGGCGUCCAUUACAUCUCCGUCUCCAUUUCCAACCAGUCCAAACCCUCCACAUCCUCCUCAGACAUGUUUUCCAUCGAGGUUCACCCCGAGGACCAUUCAGACGCAGAGUCAGCCCAGCUGGCGUCAAACCAAGCUUCGGCAGACGAUGACAUCCAGCCGUUCAUGUGUGGCGAGGAGGAGCCGGUCACUGUGCUAACAGUGAUCCUGGACGCUGACCUGACCAAGAUGAGCUCUGAGCAGAGGGUGGAGCUGCUCGCCAACAUGAGGAGCUUCUCUGGGGUGGAGUUGGAACACAUGAGGAUCCUUCCUGUGGUUAACAACAGGCUCUUUGACAUGUCGGCGUUCAUGGCCGGCCCGGGGAAUGCCAAAAAGGUCGUGGAGAAUGGCGCCCUCUUGUCCUGGAAGCUGGGCUGCUCGUUGGACCAGAGCACAGUCCCAAACAUCAACAGUGUCCAGGGUCCUGCGAAAGAGGGCACCAUGUCCGCCAAGCUAGGCUUCCCUGUGGUGGGCUGGCACAUCGCCAACAAGAAGCCCCAUGUCCCAAAGAGGGUCAGACGACAGCUGAACAACACGCCGACCCCCGUCCUGGCAGUUCUUCCCCCUACCACGGUGGUGGAGCCUCCUGUCAGGAUAGUCCCUACCCUCUCUUCACCAUCCAUUGCUGCUCCAACAGAAAGCUCUGCUCCCCCAGUUAGAGGCCCGGUCCCCUUGCCAGGGAAACCCACCAUCAAAGUCCGGGACCCAAUCGCUCAUACUCCAACCCUGGGACCCCCUCAGCCAACAAGGGUCAUGGAGACCACUAGCACCAUCCCCAUCCAGCCAACCAUGACCAGGCCCACCUAUGUAGAGGCUACAGCCACGCCCCCUACACCAACAAGAAAACCUACCAGGAAACCCAAGAGACCAAAAACCACACCAGUCCCCAAAGAGCCAAAGACAUCAACAGCUAAGCCUCCCAGACGCACCACUCCAUCGCCUGGAGUGGUCCCUGAUCCCUCCAACAAUAAGCCCACUCUACGGAACCCCAUCGACCAGGUCAACGCUCUGGUGGGCACCUACUUUGAGGUCAAGAUCCCGUCUGAUACAUUCUUUGAUACAGAGGAUGGAACCACAGAUAAGCUGCGUCUGACUCUGAGGCAGAACCACAAUGAGGUGGUGGGGGAGGGUUCCUGGAUCCAGUUCAACACCACCAGCCAGCUCCUGUACGGUCUGCCUGAUGUCCAACAUGUGGGCAAACACGAGUACUUCAUGCAGGCGGCCGACAAAGGUGGUCUGACUGCAAUCGAUGCUUUUGAGGUCCGUGUGAACCGUUGGCCCCUCAACGACAAGACCCCCGCCAUCUUCACGGCUCGCUUUGAUGGAGAUCCACGUUCAGUUACAAACGACAUUCACAAGAAGAUCCUUCUGGUCAAGAAGCUGGCGUAUGCUCUCGGGGACAGGAACAGCAGCACAGUCAGCCUGAGGAACAUCAGCAAAGGGUCUAUUGUGGUGGAGUGGACCAACACCAGCCUCCCCACUCAUCCGUGUCCCAAAGAACAGCUCCAGGUCAUGAGCAGAACUCUUGCCAGUGCUGAUGGGAAACCCUCGCAGACCUUCAUGCACUCCAUGGAGCCAGAGUUCAGACCGCUGGACGUCAGCGUGAAAGGGCGGGCAAGUUGCAGGACCUACUCCUUCAUCCCGCCAGGAGAAAUUGACAUCCCUGAACCUCCAGCUGUCACGCCGGCUCUGGGGACGGGCCGGCAGAGCACUGAUGACGUUUACCUGCACACGGUCAUCCCUGCGGUGGUUGUGGCGGCCAUCUUGCUCAUAGCGGGGAUCAUUGCAAUGAUCUGUUACAGGAAGAAGAGAAAGGGCAAGCUGACCAUCGAGGACCAGGCCACCUUCAUCAAAAAGGGCGUGCCUAUCAUCUUUGCAGAUGAGCUGGACGAUUCUAAGCCGCCUCCGUCUUCCAGUAUGCCCCUGAUCCUCCAGGAGGAGAAACCCCCACUCCCGCCCCCCGAGUACCCUAACAUGGCCACACCAGAGACCACACCCCUCAACCAGGAGCUGCUGGGGGAGUACACCGCCCUACGGGACGAGGACCCCAACGCACCGCCCUACCAGCCACCACCGCCCUUCACCACCUCCAUGGAGGGCAAAGGUUCCCGUCCCAAGAACAUGACCCCCUACAGAUCCCCGCCCCCCUACGUGCCCCCUUAAGACUAGUGUGACCCUCCUCUGUUGGUGGAGGGGUCAGAGCCUGAGGAACUGUGACAGUUUCCCUCUGGUGGUUGUCGGUGCGGACUUUAACGGGGGUGAGAUGACACGGUGCUACAGUACAACACGCUACACGGGACUCUGAACGGGGAGGGGACGGGGAUUACAGUGGACAUGGGGAUGAUUGGUUCAAACAGCUGGGAGGGACUAGCCCAGCUACUAAAGUGGCCUAAGACAAACAAGCUGUCGUCUCAUUGGCUGUCAGGACACAACGUGAUCUGAGACGAAGUGAGGGAGACGAGCUCUCCUUUCCAGCAUUUCACUUAAUCUUCUGUUGGUUUUAAUUCUGGAUUUUAUUUCAUUUUUCAUUGUUAUCCCCAUGUUUGAUGUCUCUGUUUGGAUUGAAUGGUUAGUCUAAAAACUCAUCUGUUGUCUUUUAAUCAAACUUGGGUUAGCCCUAAACCUAGAACGGGAACUACAAUCAGAGUCUGCAGGAUCUACGGCAGUCCAUCAGACAUCUGUAGGCUCAACGAUCCAACAAUAACAAUUUAAAUCUCUAAAUAUUAAAGUGAAACAAUCAGAUGUCUUUAGGAUCAACGACCACAUUGAUAAUGGCUUAAACGUCUAAAUAUUAAAGUGAAACCACAUCUGACAGCAGAAUGAGAACCAGCAUGUUGGAGUGUUGAGAUUGAAUCCAGUUUGCCUUUUAACACUAGUUUCUCACCUUUUUCAUGAUGUCUAGUAAAGAUGAGAAUAACAUGGUAGCCUAAAAUGACUUAGAGAUGAGUAAUCAAUAAUUUGUUUUUGUUUUAUUGGUUUUUAUUUCACUGUAUAUCUUGAACAUGUCUGAAAGAUUUUGUUAUAUUUUUUUGGUGGAGGAAGAAAGCAGGAAGUAAGGACCGCCUCUCUGAAAUAACCCAUACCUGCUCUUUAUGACUGUUUAAAACCAGCCAAUCAGAAACUACAUUCAAACAGCGGCCAUGUUCAUGUUCAGGAAGCACAAAGUGUCAUAACAUCAGUGUCUGAGUUCUAAACCACAUCCUUUAUGCUGUUUAUACUUGUAGUCCAUCUAGAUUUGAAUUCUAGUUUGUUAGAAACCCACAGAUGCUGACCUGAAUCCUCAUAAUCAAUGGUGUCAAAAACUACCAAAGCUUUAUAAGAACUACAAAGCACUAGUAUCUUUUUUAUCUAAGGGACAGAAAACACUGAAUCACACAAAAAUGUUGGGAAAAGCUCCAGAGUUUCUAGAAACAUCUUGUCAUGAAACCAUAAAAGCAGGGUGUUUAAGUGAACUGGGUAAUUAGGAAUAAAGCUUAAGGCACCAUCAGUAACAACAACAGACCACCAGUCCAUUUAGUACACAGUCAUACCCAGUAUAUCCAGUGUGUUUGUAGAACAUGGUUUUGGACAAAGCCAGUGUUUAUCUGCUGAGGGAAUAAACAUGGUGAGACUCUAGAGAGGUGUUUGGUCAGAGUCUAAUAGGUCGUUUCCACCAAGCGGUCUGGCUCAGUUCGGUGCUGAACAGCAAACUUUGUUUUUUUUUGCAUUUCCAUUGAGCAAAGUUGGAAAAGGUCCCAAAAAACCGACUCGUACUGUCCCACUUUCGGCAUCCUUCUGUAGGGGUACCAAUCUUACCUAUCCGUACCAAAAAGGUGGAGCUACACACACAACAAUAAGGGGUUGUACUGAUGUCACGUCAGCACACGACUCAGCCACUCAGCUGCUCAACUCCGGGCUGCAAAACACUGCUCUGUGAGGAGCGGCGAAAACCGGAGAAAAACUGACUGGUAUCUCCUUAAAUUGGAGAUAUUUGGACUCAACAGAGAUCCAAACUGUUUCCUAGUCUGUGGAUAUUGGUAUCCGGCCUCAAAUCAAGUUUUCUGCCGUUUAUCUGGACCUGGUUUUAAGAACACAAAGCAGAGCCCGAAGGUUCACAUCAGCCUGAUCCAUCCGCGAUGGAUGUGAAACUAAAUUAAUGCUGAAGUUUUGUGAAUAUGAAGCCUUAGAACAGUUCAUUCUCUUUUGUAACUAGUUAUCCAUCCACUUCUUAUGUUAGGUAACCUGUGAAAACAUCGCUCUGUGGUUGUUGAACGUACUCAUAAAACUUCAGGCUACAGCCUAUUUUGAAACGGAAUCAGCACACCCCGGAUUUCUGACUUAUUAGUUUGAUUUUAACACCAGCUGAACUUUUGCCUUAUAUCUAAUAUGGUGAAUUCUCACAGUACAGCUCUGAACUUUCUUAUUUUGUCAUAUAAACAGUUGUAGACUAAAUGUAUUAACAUACUAAUGUAAUGUUACGACUCUAAACGUUACUGUACACGUAUUCCAUCAGCUGAUGAUCUGUGCUGACAGCGGUAAACAUCAUUAAGAUGUAGUUAUUUUUUAAAGCACUUUCAGCUGAAAUAAAGCUGUUUAAUGCUCAUUCCCUACUGAUUUAUGUCACUCAUCCUUUCUAUAACUCUGCGGCUGGACCAGCAGACUCGCGCUGCAUGGGACUUCACAUUCAUGCCUUCACAGCCCGCCCACCAAGUGAGACACCCAUGUCUGUGGAAACACUAACUAUUUGGGGGUUUAGCGUACCAAACCAUACCAAACCAUACUGAAUCAAACCGGACCCCCCUGAUGGAAACACAGCUUAAGUGUACCUAGGGUCUCUGGUGAUCCCUCAGAGAUCCUGACAUAACAGGACUCAUUCUAAGGUAAAUUGUCGUUUAUAUCCUGAUGAUUUACUGACAGCUCCUCCAUCUUCACAUCCACCCAUAAAAACAGGAUAAAGAGUCUGUGGGGUUAUUUUGGAGCUGGAUAAUUAUUUUUAUAUGUUGUGGGGCGGUCCUUCUUCUCACUCUGAGGACAAACUUUGCGUGCCAUGACUGUCCAUGAUGGGACUGCACAGAUGUGUAUUUACAUGUUGGAGGAGACGGCGUUAUUGAGACCGAGGCAGAAAGACAAAACAACCCUCCGUUUUCAGAAAAUCUCUCUCUGAAAAAGCUCAAUGAAAAUCUGCUUCUAAUUUUUUUAUAAAGUUUUUGAUACAGCCUCCAAGGGUUCGAUUACUAGGAGAGAAAAGUGCUGAGUUAGCCUUCAGUGAUUUCUAAAACCUUAGUCUAGAGUUUGAAUUCAGUUAUGUACUCUUUGUUUUCUUGUUUUUGUCAUGGGUCACAUAUUUGAAACCUUUUAUUUUAUCUCGUGUGUUUGCAUAUCAGAUGUAUCUCCCACUAUACAAAGAUGAAUGACUGACCUUUAUGUACUCACUGAGUUGAACUGAUUUCUUUGUCUUUCUGUUUGCUAAUGAGUUCCACUCAAAGUGACCCUUUGCAAUAAUACCGUAAGGCACAGUCCACUGGCCGAGUGCUCAGUGACUCUUAUUGUCAUAAUAAUGUUGGUUUUUUGCAGGAUGCCAAGGCUUUUUUGCUUUUCGAGUGAGCAUUGUCAUAAUAAAACCAACUGGUACGAUUUGAACCAA
Cheilinus undulatus (humphead wrasse) is the source of this 6831-nucleotide messenger RNA. Its product is annotated as dystroglycan-like. The record is from RefSeq and is a predicted model, not a curated record. The transcript is spliced from 5 exons. Lineage: Eukaryota; Metazoa; Chordata; Actinopteri; Labriformes; Labridae. Gene Ontology annotation, biological process: axon guidance; muscle attachment; nerve development. Gene Ontology annotation, molecular function: calcium ion binding; laminin binding. The coding region runs from base 660 to 3371 and encodes 903 amino acids. Gene Ontology annotation, cellular component: dystrophin-associated glycoprotein complex; basement membrane; sarcolemma.